Molecule: messenger RNA, 2289 nt
Organism: Closterium sp. Yama58-4
Lineage: Eukaryota; Viridiplantae; Streptophyta; Zygnematophyceae; Desmidiales; Closteriaceae
Source: the annotation of a GenBank genome assembly
AUGUGGAUGCGCUGCACUGCUGUUGCUGCCACUGCUUCCCCCACGGAUGCUGCCAUAGAGAGCAAUGGGACAUGGAGAAGGAAGGAAAACAAGGCGAGGGCACCAUACGGGGGUACAGCUGCAACACAGUUUCCCCCAUCGGUUUCCCCCAUCGGUUUCCCCCAUCGGUUUCCCCCAUCGGUUUCCCCCAUCGGUUUCCCCCAUCGGUUUCCCCCAUCGGUUUCCCCCAUCGGUUUCCCCCAUCGGUUUCCCCCAUCGGUUUCCCCCAUCGGUUUCCCCCAUCGGUUUCCCCCAUCGGUUUCCCCGAUCGGUUUCCCCCAUCGGUUUCCCCCAUCGGUUUCCCCCAUCGGUUUCCCCCAUCGGUUUCCCCCAUCGGUUUCCCCCAUCGGUUUCCCCCAUCGGUUUCCCCCAUCGGUUUCCCCCAUCGGUUUCCCCCAUCGGUUUCCCCCAUCGGUUUCCCCCAUCGGCUUCCCCCAUCGGCUUCCCUCGUCGGCUUUCCCCCCAUACGUUUCCCCCAUCGGUUUCCCUCGUCGGCUUCCCCCAUCGGCUUACCCCAUCGGCUUCCCCCAUCGGCUUCCCCCAUCGGUUUCCCCCAUCGGCUUCCCCCAUCCGCUUCCCUCGUCGGCUUCCCCCAUCAGCUUCCCUCGUCGGCUUUCCCCCCAUACGUUUCCCCCAUCAGUUUCCCUCGUCGGCUUCCCCCAUCAGUUCCCCCCAUCAGUUUCCCCCAUCAGUUUCCCCAUCAGUUCCCCCCAUCACUUCCCCCCAGACCUCAAACCUGACGUCAAACCUGACGUCAAACCUGACGUCAAACCUGACCUCAAACCUGACGUCAAACCUGAUGUCAAACCUGACCUCAAACCUGACGUCAAACCUGACGUCAAACCUGACCUCAAACCUGACCUCAAACCUGACGUCAAACCUGACCUCAAACCUGACCUCAAACCUGACGUCAAACCUGACGUCAAACCUGACCUCAAACCUGACGUCAAACCUGACCUCAAACCUGAUGUCAAACCUGACCUCAAACUUGACGUCAAACCUGACCUCAAACCUGAUGUCAAACCUGACGUCAAACCUGAUGUCAAACCUGACGUCAAACCUGGACUCAAACUUGACGUCAAACCUGACCUCAAACUUGACGUCAAACCUGACCUCAAACCUGACCUCAAACCUGACCUCAAACCUGACGUCAAACCUGACCUCAAACUUGACGUCAAACCUGACCUCAAACCUGAUGUCAAACCUGACCUCAAACCUGACCUCAAACCUGAUGUCAAACCUGACGUCAAACCUGACCUCAAACUUGACGUCAAACCUGACCUCAAACUUGACGUCAAACCUGACCUCAAACUUGACGUCAAACCUGACCUCAAACUUGACGUCAAACCUGACCUCAAACCUGACGUCAAACCUGACCUCAAACCUGACGUCAAACCUGACGUCAAACCUGACCUCAAACCUGACCUCAAACCUGACCUCAAACCUGACGUCAAACCUGACCUCAAACCUGACCUCAAACCUGACCUCAAACCUGACCUCAAACCUGACCUCAAACCUGACGUCAAACCUGACCUCAAACCUGACGUCAAACCUGACCUCAAACUUGACGUCAAACCUGACCUCAAACCUGACCUCAAACCUGACCUCAAACCUGACCUCAAACCUGACGUCAAACCUGACCUCAAACCUGACGUCAAACCUGACGUCAAACCUGACCUCAAACUUGACGUCAAACCUGACCUCAAACCUGACCUCAAACCUGACGUCAAACCUGACCUCAAACCUGACCUCAAACCUGACGUCAAACCUGACCUCAAACCUGACCUCAAACCUGACGUCAAACCUGACCUCAAACCUGACGUCAAACCUGACGUCAAACCUGACGUCAAACCUGAUGUCAAACCUGACGUCAAACCUGACCUCAAACCUGACGUCAAACCUGACCUCAAACCUGACGUCAAACCUGACCUCAAACCUGACGUCAAACCUGACCUCAAACUUGACGUCAAACCUGACCUCAAACUUGACGUCAAACCUGACCUCAAACCUGACGUCAAACCUGACGUCAAACCUGACCUCAAACCUGAUGUCAAACCUGACCUCAAACCUGACCUCAAACCUGAUGUCAAACCUGACCUCAAACCUGACCUCAAACCUGACGUCAAACCUGACGUCAAACCUGACGUUAAACCAGACGUCAAAUCUGACGUCAAAUCUGAUGUCAAACAUGACGUCAAACCUGAUGUCAAACCUGACCUCAAACCUGACGUCAAAGGCAUGGGCAAUUGA